Molecule: messenger RNA, 1570 nt
Organism: Taeniopygia guttata (zebra finch)
Lineage: Eukaryota; Metazoa; Chordata; Aves; Passeriformes; Estrildidae
Source: RefSeq, a predicted model, not a curated record
CAGGAGGUUCAGGGAAUGGACCGAGGAGGUCCCGGGAAUGUCACUCCCGGAGGAGGGACCGAGGAGGUCCCGGGAAUAUCACGGAGGAGGGACCGAGGAGGUCCCGGGAAUGUCACAGAGGAGGGACCGAGGAGGUCCCGGGAAUAUCACGGAGGAGGGACCGAGGAGGUCCCGGGAAUGUCACAGAGGAGGGACCGAGGAGGUCCCGGGAAUAUCACGGAGGAGGGACCGAGGAGGUCCCGGGAAUAUCACGGAGGAGGGACCGAGGAGGUCCCGGGAAUGUCACGGAGGAAGGACCGAGGAGGUCCCGGGAAUGUCACGGAGGAGGGACAGAGGAGGUCCCGGGAAUGUCACGGUGGAGGCACCGAGGAGGUCCCGGGAAUGUCACGGAGGAGGCACCGAGGAGGUCCCGGGAAUGUCAGCCCGAGGUCGCUGCGCCUCCCCAGCCCAGCCGGGCAGCGCUGCCAGGGCAGGGGAGGCUCCAGGGCAGCAGCGGCGAGGACCGUGGGUGGCAGCGGCAGCCGAGGUGACCCCCAGACCCCCGCCCGGCCUCGCCGCCCCCCCAGGCAUGCCUUGUGGGGCUGGGCAGCGCCCAUGGCUUUCCUCUCCAGGCUCUACAGGCCCAGCAGCAGGUCCCCGAGCCGCGCCCCGCGGGACGAGCGCGGCAGCCACCCCAUCCUCAGCGUCUUCGAGCUGGAGCGGCUGCUGUACACGGGCAAGACCGCCUGCAACCACGCCGACGAGGUGUGGCCAGGCCUCUACCUGGGAGACCAGGACAUCGCGUCCAACCGCCGGGAGCUGGUGCAGCUGCGCAUCACCCACGUGCUGAACGCCUCGCACUGCCGCUGGCGCGGCGGCGCCGACUACUACGAGGGCACGGGCAUCCGCUACCUGGGCAUCGAGGCCCACGACUCCCCUUCCUUCGACAUGAGCCCCUACUUCUACCCCGCCGCUGACUUCAUCCACCAGGCCCUCAACGAAGGGAGGAUCCUCGUACACUGUGCCGUCGGGGUCAGCAGGUCGGCCACCCUGGUCCUCGCCUACCUCAUGAUCCGCCACCACAUGCCCCUGGUGGAAGCCAUAAAGACGGUCAAGGACCACCGCGGGAUCAUCCCCAACCGCGGCUUCCUGCGCCAGCUGGUGGCCCUGGACAACGCCCUGCGGCUCAAGAGGAGCUCCUGAGGAGCUGGAGCCGUGUGAGCUCUGCCCGCGGCUCACCCGCAGCCCCCCCAGCUCAGGGGGUCCAGCCCAGACCCUGCACCUGCAGUUCUGCACCCAGAACUGGCCAUGGCCUCCUUCCCAGCCCGCUCGCUCCCCGGCGCCUCCGCAGGGACUCGGCCCCGCCUCGCCGGCUGCUCCACGCCGUGCUGGAACCUCCAAGGCUCUGUUGUCCCCGCUGGCAUUUGUGUCCCUCGCUGCCAGGACAGCGCUGUGUGUCCCGUGUCGUGCGUGCCGUGUGUCCGUGGUGAUGUCAGGUGUGGUGUGUGGGCCCAGGCCAGCUCCCGCCGCGGUGUUCGGGUGUUCCCCGCGCCUCGUGCCGCCCUGUGGAAAUAAAGGCAGCGCUAAGGAA